AUGUCAAUCAAAAUCAUUGACUAUGCUGCCGUAAAGGAAGUCGAGAAUUCACCUGACAAGUCAUAUAAGAACACAUUCUUAAUUGAUGUUCGAGACGCUGAGGAAUUUCAGGCUGGCCAUAUUCCAACGUCAUUGAAUAUCCCUCUUAAGGAAUUUCGGGAAACAAUGUCACUCUCAAACGAUGAAUGGGUAUCAGUCUAUGGAAAGGAGAAACCGCUUUUGAGUGAUCGAUUGGUCAUUUAUUGUAGAAGUGGAAGACGAUCCAAUCUUGCUAGUCUGGAGGCAAUUGAAUUGCAAUACAGCUGGGUAGAAAAUUACGCUGGCAGCUGGAUCGAGUAUUCUUCAUUUUUGGCAGCCUGA
This is a messenger RNA of Umbelopsis ramanniana AG, 360 nucleotides long. RefSeq lists its product as uncharacterized. The record is from RefSeq and is a predicted model, not a curated record. The coding region runs from base 1 to 360 and encodes 119 amino acids. Gene Ontology annotation, cellular component: mitochondrion. NCBI's taxonomy places the organism in Eukaryota, Fungi, Mucoromycota, Umbelopsidomycetes, Umbelopsidales, Umbelopsidaceae. The transcript has 4 exons. Gene Ontology annotation, molecular function: thiosulfate-cyanide sulfurtransferase activity.